Messenger RNA from Fasciola hepatica (liver fluke), 435 nucleotides. Lineage: Eukaryota; Metazoa; Platyhelminthes; Trematoda; Plagiorchiida; Fasciolidae. The record is from the annotation of a GenBank genome assembly.
AUGGAUUUUGGUGAUGAUGAUGAUGAGGAACAUUUUUCACAUGGUGACGAUGGUAUUGAUGACGAUAAUGAUAAACCGCAUGAGGUUACUCAUGACGAUGAUUAUGAUGCUGAUGAUGACGGUGAAGAUGAUGUUGAUAAUGAUUCGGACGACGGUGUCUAUAAAGAUGAUGAUUUGGAUGAUGACGAUGAGGAAUCAGACAAUGAUUCGCAUGAGAAUUAUGACGGAGAUAGAAAUCGUGAUUACGAUCAUCUUGAUGAUGAUAAUAAAAAUGGAAAUUAUUCGGAUGGUGAUGACAAUGAGUAUGAUGAGUUCCAUGAUGAUGAUGAUAAUGAUUAUGUUGCUGAUGAAUCGAGUGAUGACGUAUUUGAGGUUAAAGAUGUUGAUAAAGGUUAUGGUGAUGAGGAAGGGUUUUCGGGUGAUGAUUUUGAAUAA